AAGAUUGUGGUUUUCAUGCUCCUUCUGAUAUGCAAAGGUUGCUAUUCACAGCAGCCAGCAUGUGGCAAAGCAACCGCCACUCGAAUCAUUGGAGGCACUGAUGCAAAACCAGGGAGUUGGCCCUGGCAGAUAGCUUUGAAGGAGUCUGAUUUCUUCUUCUGUGGAGGAUCGGUGAUCACUAACGAAUGGAUUCUGACAGCUGCUCACUGCUUCCAGAAUUAUGAUCUCAGCAAGAUUACAGUCCAUCUGGGUGUGAACAACCUGACAGGACCCAACCCUAAUGAAGUCAUUCGAAUGAUUAGUCAAGUCGUUGUUCACCCUGCGUACAACAAUGUCAACUUUGACAAUGACAUGUGUCUUCUGAAGCUGUCGGCUCCCGUGAACUUUACAAAAUCCAUCAGUCCUGUCUGCUUAGCCUCACAAGGCAGCACUUUCUAUAGCGGACUUAGCAUCUGGGUCACAGGUUUUGGUGUGACUAGCACUGGAUCAAUAUCUAACACCCUGCAAGAACUAAAUGUGCCGAUCGUGGGAAACAAUGAGUGCACAUGCUACUUACAGGACUUUUCUGGAAUCACAGGGAACAUGAUGUGUGCUGGAGAUUUAGCUGGAGGAAAGGACUCAUGUCAGGGAGACUCAGGRGGACCACUGGUGGCACUAUUAGAUAAUACAUGGGUCCAGGCUGGAGUUGUAAGCUUUGGUGAUCGCUGUGCCCUCCCACUGAGACCUGGAGUCUAUGCUAGAGUGUCCGAGUACCAGGACUGGAUCAGUGCCACGGUGGUCUCUGGAAUGAGACCAGGCUUUGUUACCUACAAUUCUACAGGAUUCGACGUGGACUCAAUCUUCAUGUGCCCUACCGCUUUACCUACCAUUCCCCCAACCACCACUGAUGGUAGUAUUUUUGGCAGUGGUGAAAACCUGAAGCACUUCACUCACCUAACCGCGCUCUUUAUUCUUGUUCCAGUUCUUCAUGUCUUAGUUGGGGGUGGUGAAAUGUAAAUGUUGCAGAGUAAUUUAAGAAAUGCUCGCAUGAAGAAUUAGACUCACAACAAUGAAGAUUUUCUAUUUUUCUUGGAACAAAUUACCUSUAGAUCAAUUCUAUACCCAUUAUAAUUUUGAUUAGUAUUGCAGAUUUGAUAUUAAAUUUAGUGAACCWGAUUUGUCAAAAAAAAAGUUCUUUAAAUCAAAGUACUUUCAUAUUUUUUCUUGUAAGGGAGAUUUGGUUUUUAGUUAUUAAUGACUAUUAAAAUUCAUUAAAGAAUCCUUU
Austrofundulus limnaeus is the source of this 1264-nucleotide messenger RNA. Its product is annotated as serine protease 27. NCBI's taxonomy places the organism in Eukaryota, Metazoa, Chordata, Actinopteri, Cyprinodontiformes, Rivulidae. The transcript is spliced from 6 exons. Gene Ontology annotation, molecular function: serine-type endopeptidase activity. Bases 16 to 996 code for a protein of 326 amino acids. The record is from RefSeq and is a predicted model, not a curated record. Gene Ontology annotation, biological process: proteolysis.